This is a messenger RNA of Orussus abietinus, 2713 nucleotides long. RefSeq names its product general vesicular transport factor p115 (gene p115). The transcript has 12 exons. Lineage: Eukaryota; Metazoa; Arthropoda; Insecta; Hymenoptera; Orussidae. Gene Ontology annotation, biological process: endoplasmic reticulum to Golgi vesicle-mediated transport; transcytosis; vesicle fusion with Golgi apparatus. Bases 1 to 2514 code for a protein of 837 amino acids. The record is from RefSeq and is a predicted model, not a curated record. Gene Ontology annotation, cellular component: ER to Golgi transport vesicle membrane; cytoplasm; Golgi membrane.
AUGGAAUACUUUAAAAGCAGUUUGAAAUCUGUUCUGGGAGCACCUCCUCCAGGAAAUCAACCCACUGGUGCUGACACGGUGGAGCGAUUAGUAGAUAGGCUUCAGUCUUCGACCUUGCUGGAUGACAGAAGAGAUGCUUGUCGAGCCCUCAAAGCACUCUCUCGAACGUAUCGGGUGGAAGUUGGUGCCCAAGGGAUGGAUGCACUUAGGCAAGUUCUUGAAAUGGAUAGAACCGACUGUGAAAUCAUAGGCCUAGCUUUGGAUACCUUGUGUAAUGUUACUAAUCCUGAAAUAUUUGAUGAGGAAGUUGAUAAGCAUGGACCAAAGAAUAAAAUCGGAGAGCAAUUCACAGAAAUAUUUAUCAAACAACCAGAUAGCGUUGGUCUAGUGUUAACAUUUUUAGAGGAAUUUGACUUUAGAGUUCGCUAUCCAUCCUUGAAACUAUUAACACAUUUACUAGCAAAUCGACCAAAAGAUAUUCAAGAAAUUAUACUUGAAAGUCGUAUGGGAGUUUCUAAAUUAAUGGAUCUUCUGACUGAUAGUCGAGAAGUUAUUCGUAAUGAUGCUCUUUUAUUGCUUAUACAAUUAACUAAAGGUAAUGCUAACAUCCAAAAAAUUGUAGCAUUUGAAAAUGCGUUUGAUAGGAUAUUUGAUGUAAUUUUACAAGAAGGUGGAAUAGAAGGAGGCAUAGUUGUUGAGGAUUGCCUCUUACUUAUGUUAAAUCUUUUAAGAGGAAACGUCAGCAAUCAAAAUUUUUUUAAAGAAGGUAGUUACAUACAAAGACUGACUCCCAUGUUUCAAAUGCCACCUGAAACGGAAGAAGGUCCUUUUGUUGGCUGGAGCUCUCAAAAGGUAUCAAAUGUGCAUUGCAUGGUGCAAGUAAUUCGAGCAUUAGUUGCUCCAAGUGGGUCAGCACGGACUGUUGCAGCCUGUCAGCGAAUUAUGAGAGCUUGUGGAUUACUGCAAGCUUUGUGUGACAUUCUAAUGGCAGGUGGAAUCCCUGCAGAUGUAUUAAUGGAAACCAUAAAUGCAGUUGCAGAAGUUAUCAGAGGAAACGCUAGUAAUCAAGAAUUUUUAGCUGAUGUUAUGGCACCAAGUAAUCCGCCAAGGACAGCAAUAGUGGUUUUAUUGAUGUCAAUGGUUAACGAGAGGCAACCUUUUCUCCUUCGAUGCUCGGUACUGUAUUGCUUUCAGUGUUUUUUGUACAAGAAUGAAGCUGCACAAACACAAUUAGUACAAACAUUAUUACCACAAGGAAAUGAAGCAAUGUCGUUAACUACAGGUCAAUUACUUUGCACUGGAUUACUGUCAACAGAUUCAUUAUCAAACUGGUUUUCUGCCGUUGCCUUAUCCCAUGCUUUAAUUUGUAAUAUCACUCAAAAAGAGUUACUAUUGAGGGUUUUGUUGGCUACGAAUACUAAUAAACCUCCAGUAACGUUAAUGGAAAAGUGCGUUACAUUGCUUCAGCAAGGAAACAGAACGCAGAGCAAAUUGGGGCUUCUGAUUCUACUUUGCAGAUGGACAGCACAUUGUCCAACUGCUGUAGAAACUUUCCUUUCCAUAGAUUCAUCAUUUGCCUAUUUAAUGGCAUUGUUGUCCUCACAGGAAAAUAAUGAUGAUAUGCAAGAAGCUUUACUUCAAAGUCUGUGUGCAUUACUUAUUGGUCUAUGUGUGCACUUCAAUAAUAAUAGCGUACCUAAUUACUCUAAGGAGAAACUUUGCAAUUUGAUUGAAAACAGAAUAGGGAUGGAACGAUUUCAAGAUGCAAUAGGCGGCAUUACAAAACAUGAGGUUUAUUCUAAGACACUAAAACAUCCACAACCAUCAGCGAAAAGUCCUAAUGAAUUGUUACUGGACCACGAGUUUUGCAGACUGUUGAAAUCCUUAGAAGGAUAUAUCCUUAAAUCAGUACUAGAAGGGAAUAGUUUACAACAAAACAAAGACCAUAUUUCAGCAAUGAUGCCUUCUGAUUCAGGAUUACUGGCAGAAUAUAAAAAACUUGUAAUGGACCUUGAUUUUAAAGCACAGGACCUUAGUAAAGCUAAUGAAACUCUGAUGAAAGAAAAACGUGAAUUAGAGGCUCAAAUAUACGAACUUCAAUCAACAGUCAGUCAAUUAAAAGACCAAAAUUUAGUUCUUCGUGCAGCACAAGCAAAUCUAUCAGAUAGUAAAGAAGUGAUCUCAUCAUCCAAUCACAUAGACAGUAAUAAUGAAGAAUUGAUGAAAUAUAAAAAUACAGUUAAAGAUUUAGAAACUCGUUUAGCCGAAUGUACACUGAAAUUUCAAGAGUAUGAGCGAAAAGCUACGAUUCACAAUAACGAUAUUGAAAGAAUAUUAAAAGAAAGAACAGAGGAACUAGAAAAGAUGAAAAAAGAUCAAGAAGAUCUUUUGGAACUUUUAACGGACCAAGAUAACAAAAUUGUUUUCUGCAAAGAAAAACUUGCUGCAUUAGGGGCGAAGGUCGACUCAGAAGAAAGUUCUGGAGAACUUGAUACAGAUGAUCAACCUGAGUGAAUAAACUAAACUGGUGUAAGUCCUGGUUGCCAUGAAAAAACAUGUAAAAUUUUAUUAUUGUAUAAAUUCUAUUGUGUAUGUGAUUUGCAAGUUUCGAAACAGUUUACGUUCGCAAAGUAAUCUUAUGAAGGGGUAUGAGCCAGCGAAAUUAGGUUAAUACGUGUACAUACAUUUAUUUGUGAAAUACGAUCUACUUUAA